Messenger RNA from Stegostoma tigrinum, 6437 nucleotides. Its product is annotated as photoreceptor cilium actin regulator-like. The coding region runs from base 277 to 5052 and encodes 1591 amino acids. The transcript is spliced from 2 exons. The record is from RefSeq and is a predicted model, not a curated record. Lineage: Eukaryota; Metazoa; Chordata; Chondrichthyes; Orectolobiformes; Stegostomatidae.
GAAGGUUGUGAACAAGGGGCCGGGAACGUUCAGCACAUCAAAACAAAGUUAGAAACCCCCGAAUCUGCCUGGUCGCUGGAACGCUUUCAUUUUGUGUUCUGAAGAAGGACCAACGUCUCAAACACCAGAUCUGUCAAACUCCAAGCUUUCAGUGGGUGCGAAUGAUGAUUAAGGGCACACUGAACCGGAGCAUCUGGAGGUGACAGGAGGAGCCGUUCGAUAGUGGUGACCUUUCUCUGCACUGAUCAGUUUGAGGUUGUCGCUUUGCAAGCAGCAAUGGGGUGUGCACCGUCUCAUAGUGAAAUAAUCCAACACCUCGCAAAAAACACCUUGAGGCCUCUAAAGAAACCCACAGCUCGAGGGUCAGCAGACAGGACACACGUUGAGAGCCGAAAGCACUCAGUCGGCGGAGGGUCAGCCAACUCCAACAGCGAAUCCUCUGAGAAUGAUCAGGAGAAUGCCAUCCAGCCGAGAGAUAAGGACCAGCACCACAUGGAAGGAAACCAUUGCCAGAACCUGCCUGCGUCAGCAACGCCUGCUCGAACACCCAAACUUUACAAUGAGGAGACAAAGAGAGAACAAUUGGCAGCCGGUGCCAGGGUGGCAGUGUCAGAGGUUAUAGUUUCGCAGAAGUACGUACCUCGGGAAUUCGCUGAACAGAAACAGCAUGCGCACAGUGUCAGCAAGUUAGCUCAGCAACCCAGGAAAAGCAGGAAACAAAAAGGCCAGAGUCCAAAGCAGGCCAAGAGCACCAAGUGGAGACAGAAGAGCUUUUCCCAAUCAGCGGACGAAGAGAAAGUAGAUUUUCCCACCUCCCUGGUUAAUGCCCACCAAGCCGCAUAUGCUUACCUUAACCCCUGCCUUUCCAAGUAUGAUGCAGUUUUGAGUUUAAUUGAGCAGGCCGCGCACACUCAGCUAAUUCUCCAGCAGAUGGUGAGCUUCCUGACGCUGCGCUUUGAGGAGGUAAACCGCAUCCUAGAGGAAAUAGCUGGCGAAGGUGAGAGGCUCGUGAAAGAUGUCGGCGCUCAGCUUGCAUGGCCUACUGGGAGAGCAGCCCCACAAGAACAGCCCGAUCUCCUGCAACAACUGCUGUUGUACACUGUCAACAAGAUGCAGGAAACCAAUGGGACGGUAAGCUCCCUGACGGCCUCAGCCCUGCACGAAGCAUGCAGGUACCUGCAUUCCGCCACGGACACUUUCCAUAACAGGCUCACUGUCAAACAGGAAGUAGACAAGCGGUUGCAAAGAAUGAUAACUCAAUUGGCGGCCUGCACACGGCAACAACCUCAGAGCAAACACAGGGACACGGCCCUUCAUUCAGAGGACAGUGGCAUUGGUGGAGAUACUGAUUCCAUGAAAGAUUGCUGGAACCUUGAGAAAGGUGGGAGGCGUACAAGUUCAGAGUCCAGUGCAUAUCUCUUAAGCAGAGAUUCUCAUUCACACCCUUCACGAAGACAAGCAAGCCUUUCACACAUGGCAAGCUGUGCUUCAAAAUCGUAUGAUAGCACUGUCGAUCAUCAACUACGAGGCACCUUUUACUCACCCCAUGAGGAGACGGUAUCAUCCUCUGUAUCAAUCUGUACAUCUCAAUGUGCACAAGUCCAGAACAGAUCGUUCGGUUCUUUUGAGUCAGUAACAAGCACUGACUGCGAGACACUUAUUCGAACAGAGUCAAUGGAUUUCUGCUCCCUAGGUGAAGAGGACAAUGAGGAACGCAGCUUAGACAUAAUUGUUGGUGGGACACUUCAGCAGCCCAGGCCAUCCCUUCCAGAAAGUGAAGCUGUGCGGCCUGCUCCAAAAAGGAUCAACAUUCCCGAGAACGAAGAAAUGACCUUUAAGAUGAAAGACGCCAUUAGUGACAGAAUCCAGUUUGUCCCCAUCAACUCGGGAUCGAAUGCUUGGUCAGACGAAGAGAGCAAAGUGCGCCCGGUCAGGCCAAGCACUGCCAAGGCCUGCAAAACCCGUGUCAUCAAAAAGCGGCGAUCAAAGUCCGCAGAGUCACUAAAAAGCAAGGCAGAGGAUCCGACACUGCUGGAGCUUCAGAGAACUCAAAAGGACCUGAGCAGGAGGCUGGAGAAGAUGCUGCAGCCCAAAGGUGCAAACAACAAGGGUGGCUUCGAACAGAGGAAGACACCAGGAAUGCCAAAGCUGCCAACCAGCCUGCCUGGCACAGGCCAGGCAGCGCCUAGCACCAAGCUAAAAGUCUCCCUCCGCAGCAGCUUCAGUAUCCUGCCCAGUCAGGAGAAGAUGAGUCUCAGGAAAAUCCCACCUGGGUCAUGCUACCAGACCCAGGCCCAAAACCAAACUGAGGCCCAAACCCAGGCACAGCAGACCCAAGCCCAGAGCCAGAACCAGGGCCUAGUGCAAGGAAAGAACCAGAUCCAGGCCCAAAACCAAACUGAGGCCCAAACCCAGGCACAGCAGACCCAAGCCCAGAGCCAGAACCAGGGCCCAGUGCGAGGAAAGAACCAGAUCCAGGCCCAAAACCAAACUGAGGCCCAAACCCAGGCACAGCAGACCCAGGCCCAGAGCCAGAACCAGGGCCCAGUGCGAGGAAAGAACCAGAUCCAGGCCCAAGUCCAGAACCAUGCCCAGAUCCAGUCUGAGGACCAAGCCCAGGAUCAGACACAAGAGUCCCAGACCCAGUUGAAGGCCCCGGUCCAGACUGAGGCCCAGGCCUCUGCCGAGAAAAAGCAGGCAACACCCUGUCCUAUUGCCACUCACCCGCAGCAGACAGGAGUGCAAGGAUUGAUCACCACCUUCAGCCAGGGAAGUGCCAGCCUGACAACCAGCGAUGCCCCUUUCCUCCCCCAGGGGAGCUUCCCUCUCGACCUGGAAGCACGCAGCCGGGUGGCCGGGCCGCUGAUGAGUAAAGCAGCCCCAGGCAGAGCCAAUUGGAGAGGAUCCAUCACCAGCAGCUCUCGCAAGCUGCAGGCUGGAGCCAUGACAGCCGGCGACCAACCCUGGCUGCAAUACAAAAUCAUUAACCUCCGCUACGCUGGGGUCUCCUGUAGUCCCCAGGAAAACAGAGCAUCCCCCGAGUGCUCCCCCGAGUGCCCUCCCGAGCCCAGCAAACCCGGCCCCUCGCCCAAGGCCACUUCAUCCCUCGACAAGGCAGUGGCUCCAGCCACUCUCUCCCCACACGUCAGGCGGGGAGGAUUCUCCUCUCCCCCAUUCUGCCGAGGAAUAACGGGAGGCCCAGCUCCCAAUCCUUCUCCUCCCACCUCAAGCAAGGCCGUCCCCAGUCCCACCCUGCCGUCUCGAAACCUCUGCGUUCCAGUAGGUUACACCACACCCUCUGCCUCCAGAAAGAAAUGGCCAAACACGAUCUGGGGCUCUGAACAACCGAACCUACCAGCCUCUCCAGGUGAACUGAGCUCCACACUUGGCCUCAGGAGUUCAAGGCCCCCUCCUGUUCCUGUUAAACCGUCCAACCUCGCGACAGACCAUCAACCACCCAGCCUUGCGACAGACCAUCAACCACCCUGCCUCGCGACCGACCAUCAACUGCCCAACCUUGCAACAGACCAUCAACCACCCUGCCUCUCGACAGACCAUCAACUGUCCAACCUCGCAACAGACCAUCAACCGCCCAGCCUCGCGACCGACCAUCAACCGCCCAGCCUCGCAACCGACCAUCAACCGCCCAGCCUCGCGACAGACCAUCAAUCACCCAGCCUUGUGACAGACCAUCAAUCACCCAGCCUUGUGACAGACCCUCAACUGUCCAACCUCGCGACAGACCAUCAACUGUCCAACCUCGCAACAGACUCUCAACCGUCCAUGCUCGUGACAGACCAUCAACCUCCCAGCCUCGCGACAGACCACCAACUGUCCAACCUUGCAGCAGACAAUCAACCACCCAAUCCUCCGGUCCAUCGUCAACCACCAAGCCCUCUAACCCAUCGCCAACUGCCCAGCCGUCCAGCUCAUCACCAAGUGCCCAGCCCCCUGGUCCAUCGUCAACCACCCAGUCUCCCAAGUACCCCGGCCCAUCCUCAACCACCCAGCCCCCCAGUGCAUCGUCAACCACCCAGCCCCCCAGUCCACCGUCAACCACCCAACCCCCCAGUGCAUCGUCAACCACCCAGCCCCCCAGUCCACCGUCAACCACCCAACCCCCUAGUGCAUCGUCAACCACCCAGCCCCCCAGUCCAUCGUCAACCACCCAACCCCCCGGUCCAUCGUCAACCACCCAGCCCCCCAGUCUAUCGUCAACCACCCAACCCCCCGGUCCAUCGUCAACCACCCAGCCCCCCGAGCCCCCUGGUACAUCACCAACCACCCAGCCCCCCGGUCCAUCAUCAACCGCCGAGCGCCCCGGUCCAUCGUCAACCAACCAGCCUCCCAGCCCAUCGCCAAUUGCCAAGCCCCCCAGUCAAUCGUCAACCACCCAGUCCUCUGACCCGUCGCCAACUGCCCAGCCCACCAGUCCAUCGCCAACUGCCCAGCCCACCAGUCCAUCGCCAACUGCCCAGCCCGCCGGUCCAUCGCCAAUUUCCCAACUCCCUGGCCCAUCGCCAACUGCCCAGUCCUCCAGCAGCAGUCAAUAGCACCUCUCCACUUGAGAAAAUACCCCUUGACCACACCGAGAAGUCGGGGUCCAAUGCUUCAUCUAUAUUCUGCCCGCUGUCCAAAUCCAUCUUUGAAUCCCAGGCCCCUUCGCCACCAGUGGGCAGAGUGAAUGCAGCAGCUCAAACACGAAACAUCAUGCCGGGGAACAGGAGCCUGUUCACACCUAGAGCUACGUGGAAUAACAACUUCACAGUCAGGCAGCUGGGCGACAGGCCGAGAAGGUUGACCUUGAGUGGUGUCCACCCACAACCUUUUGUUAAGAAGAGUCACCUUCCAGACUUUAAAACUACAACUCAAAGCCAAGUGUCUGCAACUGGCUCAGCUGCAAGUGAACCCACUCUGCAUAGCAUUGGUUUAGGUGGGAGCUUUGAGAAAGAUGAUGAUCCGUGGACAAGGCAUUACGUGUCAGAGAUGAGUGGGGCUAGCCGUUCAAUCUCCCACCCAGAACUGUGUAUCGUUGGCCAGGGGCUUCAAUGAGUCUUACAGACACUGUUGAUAAAACCGUGCAACUUUCAGUACUCCCUGUCCAGGAUGACCUCAGAUUAUCUGGUUUAAUGGUAACGUGACAAAAUAAUCCUAUUGGUGUGUAUUAAGGAAGUUGACCUACAUAAAAUAAUAUGCUCAACAUGUUGGAAAAGGGUGUACACAGUUGAUCUUCUCAAGUGAGACUGCAUGGCUGUGAAAUUUUGAGAAUUCCUUCUUUCACCUGUAGGAAAACUUGCUUGGAAAUAGAAUUGAGGUGAAACAAAUGGAGUGAAAAUCAGCUGCUGGAGAUCGAAGGGACUUCCAUUAGUCUCACUCAAGAUCAACAGUCCUCAGCAUCAGCGUGAAGAACUAAAUAAGUAUGAGGAAUAAUUUAAGGCUAAGUAAAGAUUUGGCAUGGAAUUUCCAUGAAAGUUGAACAAAUUGGGAGCCGUUAGUUUGUGAAGGAUCCCCAAACGUGAAACCUUAUGGGUGAGAAUGAAUCAUCCACUGACAGCUUCUUGCACGCACUGAGACACAAUUUGCUGACAAGUUUCAUGAUCCGCUGCUCUUUCUAAUAAUCCGACAAUUUUUUUUAUCACUUUGUUGUAUUGUCCAAAAUGAAACAAAGAAGAAUAACUGGUACAAUUAGGGAUCUGGACAAAUAGGUUGAAGUCAUCUAGCCCUUUUGGUAUAGAACGUUUAAAGAUUUCUCAUUAUAGGCCAAUUUCAUUAUGGAUCAGAGGAUUUUUCUUGAUUUUUGCCAUUCUCUGUGGCAAACCUCCUUGGUUUCCAUGCCUUCAUAUGGAAUUGUUCCAUGAUGGUAAUGAAGCAUUGACGGAUGUAGAAUUAAAACCCUAUUGAAUUCUCAACAUCUUAUGACAGUGAACUCAAGCUACUCCCGCAGAGUUUAAAUGUACUGGUUUAAUUAGCACUACAUGUCUAAUUUGGUAGAAUGCUUUGAUAAAUCUAUAGGAUUCCUCUAUCAAAAUGUGCUUUCAACAGACAGCGUGCAACAUCUGUAGGGGGUGGGGGAUACUAGAAUAAGUCAACUGGUAUCACUUUCAGAACUGGCAUAAGUGAAGGCCAAGAGCCACUGUACAGGAUGCCAUCAUUAGUAUAGAGUGUUAAAGGCAAGAAUAUAUCUCAGUGAUAAAUUUAAAUGAAUAUUUAACCUGUCCUUAUCAUGCUUUCUGUUUAAUAAUAGACAAAAUUAUCCUUUUAAAUACAUACUUGAAAAGGAAGAAUUUUUUUAGGGCUGCUGGAGAAGAGCAGAGAAUGGAACUGGUUAGAGACCUCCUCCACAGAUUUGGCACAGGCAGAAUGGCUAAAGCCAAAUGGAAUCAUCUAGCUGUGAUAAUGAGAACUGCAGAUGCUGGAGAAUCCAAGAUAACAAAGUG